Molecule: messenger RNA, 972 nt
Organism: Fusarium keratoplasticum
Lineage: Eukaryota; Fungi; Ascomycota; Sordariomycetes; Hypocreales; Nectriaceae
Product: PlsC domain-containing protein
Exons: 2
Coding region: 1-972 (323 amino acids)
Molecular function (GO): acyltransferase activity
Source: RefSeq, a predicted model, not a curated record
AUGGAAAAAUAUAGCCAGUUUCGAGAUCGGGCUACCGGCAUUGCGCCCUUUCUCCCCGUCUCGACACCCCUCUCUGCCGUCGCAGCAUUCACCCACGGCGCACUCUUCCUCUUCCGCCUCCCAUUCUUCAUCUUCUUCUUCCUGGGCUACUUCCUCAUCUUCCACUUCCUACCAUUGCCCGUCAUCUUCCGCAAGGUGGCCCUCUGGGGCUUGAUGGCCAUCCCGGGCAUAUGGUGGGUAGAUCUCCAACUCGACGGUGUGAAGCGUGGCACCCUCGCCGACCAACCCCGAGAGCGCUUCCCGCACCCUGGAUCCGUCAUCGCCGCCAACUUUACGAGUCCCGUCGACGCCAUCUACCUCGCCGCUAUUUUCGAUCCCAUCUUUACCGUCUCGUACCCCGAGACUCGUCAGGUGCAGCGUCUCAGUCUCUUCGGCGCCGUCUUGAUGGCCCUAUCGCCCGUACGAACCGCUCCCCCAAAGAACGCCAAGCUUGUCGAUAUCAGCGAUCUCCUAGCCGACAACCCGAACCGAGUCAUUGCCGUGUUCCCCGAGUGCGGUACCACCAACGGCAAGGCUAUCCUGCCCUUCAGCCCUAGCAUUCUCCAAUGCCCGCCCGACGUCCACAUCUUCCCCGUCAGCAUCCGUUACACGCCACCCGAUGUUACGACCCCUGUGCCCGGAAGAUGGUUCAAGUUUCUGUGGAACCUGCUCUCCCGGCCUACAACUUGCAUUCGCGUUCGCAUUGCUGAGGGUCAGAUGAACUCGGCUGCCGCAAAGACCAACGGCGCCUCAUCCGUUCCCUCUGAUCUGCGUUAUCGCAACGAUGUGGGCUCCGCUGUCUCUGGGGAUGAGCAGCGUGUGUUGGAUCGUAUAGGCGAGGCACUUGCCAGACUCGGCCGUGUCAAGCGUGUUGGUCUCACCAUGAAGGACAAGGCCGCCUUCGUGGAGGCUCUCAAGGGCAAGAAGAACUAA